AUGUCUGACGUCGAAGUGGAAAUUCCUGCUACGUUUAAAAAGCGCAACUUGAAGAGUAGAGGUGGAAGGAAGAGAAAGACAUCAAGUUCAGAAGAAAAGAACAGUUCCGACUCAGAUGAGCAAACAGUAGUGCUACCAACGAAAAGACCGCAAAAAUUAAACCCUAAUAUUCAAAGUACAGGUGGGGAAAAGAAACAAAAAGUUAUUAUUAAUAAUAGCGACAGCAGUGAUGAGGAAAAGCCACAAACAACAUCAACACUAUCAGUGGUACAACAAAGAGAGAAUGCAACAGCAACAUAUGAAUUGGACACGGAGAGAGACAAGGAUGCGCAAGCCAUAUUUGAGAAGGCGCAGAAAAUCAACGAAGAACUAGAAGGGCAGGCUGAUGAUAAGUUAUACCGUGGUAUAAAUAAUUAUGCCCAAUAUUACAAGAAGCGGGACACAGCUGCUGGAAAUGCUAGUUCAGGGUUCGUGAGAAAAGGCCCCAUCAGAGCCCCAGCAAAUCUCCGAGCUACAGUCAGAUGGGACUACCAGCCAGAUAUUUGUAAAGAUUAUAAGGAGACAGGUUUCUGCGGUUUUGGAGAUUCGUGCAAGUUCCUCCACGACAGGUCGGAUUAUAAACACGGAUGGCAGUUGGAAAGAGAAGAGAUACAAGCGAACAAAGAUGGCGGCGACUCCGAUUACGAAAUACACAGUGACGAAGAAUUGCCCUUCAAGUGCUUUAUAUGCAGAGAGAGUUUUAAGGAUCCAGUUGUUACCAGGUGUAAACAUUAUUUCUGUGAAAAAUGUGCUCUAGACCAAUACAAGAAGUCACAGCGCUGUUUUAUAUGCAAUGCGCAGACGAGUGGAGUGUUCAACCCAGCUAAAGAAAUCGAAGAGAGAAUAAAAGCAGCCGCCAGUGAUGAUGAUGAUGAUGACGAUAAUGAUUGA
Messenger RNA from Leptosia nina, 930 nucleotides. Lineage: Eukaryota; Metazoa; Arthropoda; Insecta; Lepidoptera; Pieridae. The record is from the annotation of a GenBank genome assembly.